Messenger RNA from Triticum turgidum subsp. durum (durum wheat), 411 nucleotides. The record is from the annotation of a GenBank genome assembly. Lineage: Eukaryota; Viridiplantae; Streptophyta; Magnoliopsida; Poales; Poaceae.
AUGGCCCGGCUGUCUUUCGUCCCCAUCUCCCUGCUGCUGCUAGCUAGCCUCGCUGCCGCCGGCGCCGGCGCCGCAGCAGCUGCGGAUCCAGGGGAAAGGGGCCCCAGGAUCAGCACGCAGUACGCGAGCGAGGAGGAGUCCCGGUGGCUGGACCGCUGGACGGAGAAGCAUCUGGCGGCCCAAGGGUCCGGCCAGCCCAUCGAGAUUCAGCCGGGCACCGACGAGGAGUCGGCGCAACUGAGCCGCAUGUUCCCCGGCAACGCCUACAUCGGCCACAUUGAGUAUGACAAGGACCAUCCUUUUGGCAGGAUCGUCGUGGAUGCCUUCCACUCCAAAGCUCGCCAGGCGAAGCCGAACGAUGGUCAGGAGGAGUCUCGCUCUCACGCCGAGCAUGACGUCAAGGAUCUUUAG